Messenger RNA from Dioszegia hungarica, 999 nucleotides. RefSeq lists its product as uncharacterized. Bases 1 to 999 code for a protein of 332 amino acids. The record is from RefSeq and is a predicted model, not a curated record. The transcript is spliced from 4 exons. Lineage: Eukaryota; Fungi; Basidiomycota; Tremellomycetes; Tremellales; Bulleribasidiaceae. Gene Ontology annotation, molecular function: metal ion binding; ubiquitin protein ligase activity. Gene Ontology annotation, cellular component: nucleus.
AUGGUGGCCUCACACGCAAAACACGCGACUACCCAGUCGACCCUGACCUACGCCGAGCGCGCAAAACUCAAGGCGUCUUCUGGCUCUCGCCGUAUAGGCGGCGAGUCCUUCAAACCAUACGACCACUGCCAUCUCUGCCUCUCGCUGCUCGUCUCGCCGGUCUCGUGCUCCCGCGGCCAUAUGUACUGCCGAGAAUGCGCCGUAGCGGACCUCAUCCAGCAAAAGGUCGGUAUCGAAUCUCAAAAGCGCGAGAUGGAGCGGUGGCUGGCCAAGGAAGAGGGAGAGCGGGCCGCUGCGAGACAAGCAGCGCGCGAGAGGGUAGUGAGGGAUUUUGAGAAGGGGAUGGGGGUCGGAUGGGUCGGUGCAGGCGGAGGAGGGUCAGCGGGGAAGGCGGUGGCUGGCGCGCCGGCGGAGACGGGGAGGAAGAAGGGCGUCGAGGAGUUAAUGAAGGAGGCGGAGGAUAGGGCGAUGGCGAAAAUUGAGGCGGAGCAGGUGGAGCAGAGGAAAGCCAAGUUGCCGGCCUUCUGGCUGCCUUCGCUCGCCCCGGAGGGGAGGGUCGGUCCCAUCAAGGACGUCAAGGUCCAGGCGCUGUGUCACUUUGGUGGAGAGCCACAUCCUAUAUCUCGCAAAACCCUCCUCCCCGUCAUCCUUCACUACCCCACCGCCUCGAAAACAGCCCACUGCCCAUCCUGCUCGCGUGAACUCAACAACACCGUCCCCUCUGUUCUUCUCACCUCCCGCCAGCCAGCAUCUACCACCGCAGAAACCGAAGACCGGCCAAAGAAGAAGAAGAAGGCAGACAAGGAGGAACCACUCGUCUGCGGCCAUGUCUUCUGCAAGAGCUGUGCGGAUAGCAUGAUUCGUCCGGCUGGACGGUGUAGUGUUUGCGAGGCCAAGAUAGAGCCUGAAGGCAUCAUACCUAUCGGCAAGGAAGGGACUGGCUUCGCGGCCGCAGGUGGCUCGGAGGUGAAGAGCAGCAGUAUAGUCUUUAGGGUAUAA